AUGAAUAAAAGUUUUAAAAAAGCUUCGGAAUUAUUACAUUCAAAGAAUAAUAUUGCUAUUACAGAUGAACUAAAAGAAAGAUUUGCUACUUUAAAUAAAGCAAAAAUAUUUAAAAUAUAUGAAACUUCUAAACCUUCUAAACCAUCCAAAUUAAAAGAAACAUAUGAACGCCCUUCUAUAAAAACUUUACAAAUAUAUGUUACUACAUCCAGACCUGAAAAUACUAAAAAAAAAUUACAAAAUUGUGGUUUUCCAGAUUUGAAGAAUUU
Molecule: messenger RNA, 269 nt
Organism: Funneliformis geosporum
Lineage: Eukaryota; Fungi; Glomeromycota; Glomeromycetes; Glomerales; Glomeraceae
Source: the annotation of a GenBank genome assembly